Psylliodes chrysocephalus is the source of this 5046-nucleotide messenger RNA. The record is from the annotation of a GenBank genome assembly. Lineage: Eukaryota; Metazoa; Arthropoda; Insecta; Coleoptera; Chrysomelidae.
UAGACCAAUGUCAAAAUGUCAAGUUAAAAUACAAAAAUUGCGGGAAAUGAAAAUGUGGUUAAUUUUUGAUAAUAAUAAUAAAAAUAUAGUAUUUUUUUAAAUAAGUUGUUUAAACUGGCGAGUUUAAAGUUUAUUUAAAUUCACAAUUGUACAUAGAUGGAGUGUCUUGAACCAGAACUACAACAAACUUACGAUAAAUGUAAAUACAUUGUUAAAGUAUGGGAAUAUAAGUUUCAGAAAAAAUACAAAAGAGUUCCUUCAAAACUAGAUAUAAAAGAAGCUAGUCGAGAUGUCCGAAAUGCUUAUAGAAAAUACUUUCAGUUAAAAACUGCUAUACUAGACCAAAGUUUCAAAGGCAUUGAGGGAUUUGACGAUUUGGAGGAGGAGGAUGAAAUAGACAGAAAUGAGAACUCUUCAAAUUUAGAAUUACAAACACAAAUACAUUCAGAUAAUAAUGAUUUUAUUUUUAUAGAACCAACUAAAGAUAAUUUGCCAACUAUAUUGGAAGAAAAUAAUACUACACCUAUUGAAAAUUUGAAUAUUUCUGAAAAAAUAUGGGGAACUCAUUUAAAUAAUGAAAAAGAUGAACAAAAGCCACAAGAACAAGGACCAAAACCAAACUUGAAUUUAAAUAUUUCAAAAAAAUUAUUCUGUGGCUCUAAAUUCACAAAAAGAAAUCCUAGAAAAUCUUUAACACUCUCGCAAAAAAAUAAAACUGAUACAGAUAAUAAAGUAACUCUUUCCCAACCAUCCCCUUCUUUUACCAGUUUUUCAUCUGAGGAAGCUAUUAAUUUGUUACAAAAUGAUAUUCUAGAUAAACCUUUUAAGACUGUAUCUCACUUUGAAGGUUCUCUUUCUCAACCCAUGAAUUUAGUUCAAACAUUUUUUGACCAUAAUCAUCCCAGGCCUUUAAAAACUGUUGAUGCAGGAUGGUUGAAAAGGGUGGCUCAAAUCACAGGAACAUCACAAGAAAAUCCAGAAUUAACUUUAACUCAACAAAGUAUUGAAGAUCAGCCGGAAUUUACAAAAUUGGACUAUGAUAGUGAUGAUAUUAUUGAAAAUUCAGACGAGGAAGAAUCUUUUAAAAGUAGUCAACCUUUACAUGUAGCUAAAAAAAGAAAAAUUGAAAAUCAGAAUGUACCUAAUAAUCUAAUCCAUGAGUCCGUAAGGAGCGUAGAAGAUAGUGUAAAACCCAGUGAUGUUAAAGAAGAUAAUCAAAUUAGUUUAAAAGUAAUUAAUGAAGUUGGCAAAGAAGAUUUUAAAGAAUUAGUAUUAGAAGAUAAAACUAAGUCUUUGAAUGAAGACCUGGUAGAUGUACCAGAAACUGGUGAAGACUGUUUAAAUGAAAAAUUAAAAGACACAUUAAAAGAUAAAAAAUAUAAGAUUACGAAUGCUGCAACUAAAAACACCCCAAGGAAAACUACAACUAGAAAAUCACCUAAAACGAAUGUAUUACUUCAAGACACUGCAAAAAAUAAACCAGCUGAAGAAACUUCUAAUACAUUUGAUCCAGUCAAAAGAAUGAACAAAACUAAAAGAACACCUAAAAAAAGUAAAGAACCAAAAACACCUAAAAAAAGUAAAGAACCAAAGACACCUAAAAAAAGUAAAGAACCGAAGACACCUAAAAAAAGUAAAGAACCAAAGACACCAAAAAAUACCAAACCCAGUCCAUCACAAAUAUCUGAGAGAAGAUCCUCUAGAAAGACAAAAGUUAAAGUGAACCUAAAAGAAUUUUCUAGCGAUGAAGAGUUGUUUUACACAGACACAGAUGAACGGGAUCCAGAAUUUACAUUAACUGAUAAUAAAAAAAAACAAAAUGAGCCGUUUACUUCAGAUGAGGAAAGUACCCCUAAAAAGAGCCCCAAAGUUACUAAAAAAAGAACUUUAAAGUCUACUGGUAAGAAAAGAGUAAAGAAAAUCCAGGAAAUUGAUGAUACUGAAGAAGAUACUCAACCAUAUGAUUUAGAAUUUUCUGUUAAGCCUCGCAUUGUUGCACCCAGAUUUGGAAAUGUAAAAGAGGUUUUAAGAAAAAAUAAAAAUCAAACAAAAAUGAAAGAAUCUGUUGCAGCAGAUAGUGAAAAUUCUGAUGAAAAAGCUUUAAUUAAAGACAGAAGACAGCAAGCCAGAGACAAAUUAGAGAAAAAAAUAACCUCUGGUAGUUUAAAUGACAAUUUUGUACGUAUCGACAUCAGGAAAAAGGUUUUUGUAAGGGGCAAAAUCGGGAAAAAUUUCAGUAAAUACAAAAAGUCCCAGUGGAAAAAAGCAAAAGCUCUUACCGGUCCCGACAUGGACAUGGGUGGAUGUGACGGUGGUAUGUUGUCUUGUUUCAAUUGUGGACAAGUGGGACAUUUUGCUCGAUACUGCCCAGCUAAGAAGGGAGAUAAUCUAUUAGCUCUGAAUGCUGCUGACGAAGAAGAAGAGUGUGCAUUUCCAACAUUAGAAGAAGCAUCAAAAAUGGCGGAAGAGGGAAAUUUAAAUGUUCGAAAACCAAAAGUAGCUCUAAAAGAAAUUCAGAAUUCCGAAUCCAAUGAUGUUAUUAAUGAUAAUGAAGAAACUGAUGACUUAUUCGAUGAUGACAUUGAUUCAGAACAAUUAUUAUUAGAAACUUUAAAGCUUGAGGAAUAUAUUAAAAAGUUAGAUGUUCAGAUGUAUAUAGAUAAUGUCAAAGUAGUUGAACCAUAUUAUAAGCUAAAUGAAGAUAACAGUCUUAUUGAGACGCCUCAGGAGGUUUUUGAAGUCUUGGAAAAAUUCGGUCAUUCUUCAUUUCGUCCUGGUCAGGAACAAGCUAUAAUGCGAAUUCUGUCAGGAAAAUCAACUCUGGUAACUUUAAGUACAGGUUCAGGUAAAAGUUUAUGCUACCAACUACCAGCUUAUCUAUAUUCUCAAAGAGAACCUUGCAUUUCCUUGAUUAUUUCUCCAUUAGUGUCUUUAAUGGACGAUCAAGUUUUGGGCAUUGCAAAGUUUUUAAAAGCAGCUUGUCUUCAUUCCAAUCAAACUUCUGCUCAGAGGAAGAAAAUUUUAGAAGCAAUUUCCCUAGGAGAACUAAGUGUUCUGCUGGUAUCACCUGAAGCAGUUGUGUCAGGAGAAAAGCAAAGAGGAUUUAGUUCAUUUCUGAGAAAACUGCCGCCUAUAGCGUUUGCUUGCAUCGACGAGGCCCACUGUGUGUCACAAUGGUCUCACAAUUUCCGACCUAGCUAUCUUAUGAUCUGUAGAGUGUUGAGAGAUAGCUUGGGUAUAAAAACCAUUUUGGGAUUAACAGCUACAGCUACAAAAGCCACUCAAUCAAGCAUCAUAAAACAUUUACAAAUACCCGAUGGGGAAGAGGGUGUUAUAAGUGACAUUCCUCUACCAGAUAACUUACAAUUGUCAGUAUCUAAAGAACCUAUUAGGGACCAUGCGCUACUAAAUCUGCUAUUAUCUGAUAGGUUUAAAGAGUGUAAUAGUAUCAUAGUUUACUGUACCAGAAGGCAGGAAUGUGAGAGAAUAGCUGGAUUUUUACGAACUAGUCUAAAAUAUGAACAACCUGUAAAGGAGACCAACAAGAAACGCAAAAGAGUGCAUCUACAAGCGGAGCCUUACCAUGCUGGUCUAGCGGCCAGUCGAAGAAGAACAAUUCAAAAUGCAUUUAUGUCUGGGGAAUUGAAAAUUGUUGUAGCUACGGUCGCCUUUGGUAUGGGAAUUAAUAAGUCCGAUAUUAGAUCCGUUAUACAUUAUAAUAUGCCCAGCAGUUUUGAAAGUUAUGUUCAGGAAGUUGGUAGAGCUGGUAGAGAUGGUUUAAAUGCUCAUUGUCACGUAUUUUUAGAUUCACUGGGACGUGAUGAAAAUGAACUUCGCCGACACAUUCAUUCUAACUCGAUUGAUCGUCAUGUUAUUAGAAAAUUGCUGGAAAAAGUUUUCAUACCUUGUUCUUGUAAAGAACAGUGUCUUAAGCACGAAGUUGCGUUUUCUAUUGAAUCGACCGUUAGAGCUUUGGAUAUACCAGAAGAAAAUAUUUCAACGCUUCUCUGUUAUUUAGAAUUACAUGAAAAUAAAUAUAUAGAGUUGUUGAGUCCAGGAUAUACUAAAUGUAAAGUCGUUUCGUAUUGCGGACCUAUGCAAAUCAGGAAGAUGGCAAAGGAAUGUCCACCUUUAGCCAUGGCCUUAGCCUUACACAAAAACGAAGAAACUAAAGAUGCAAAUAUUUUGGAAUUUCCCGUAGUAGAUGUCGCUGCUGCCAUGGGCUGGGAAAGUGGUAUUUGUAAAUUUAAGUUGAAAAAUUUGGAAUGGACCACAGUAAAUGGACAACAAAAGAGAUCACCCUUAAACAUACAAUUCUUCGAUUUGGGCUUCAGACUACUGGCGCCGGGAAAUCUAUCGGGCGAUCAAUUGGACGAUGCUUUAGAUUCUUUAUACAAUCGAGUUGUAGAACAGGGAAAAACAGCUUUACUACAACUAAACGCAAUACAUCAAACUCUCAGCCAGGUCGCUAAAGCUUCUUUCCAAACUUCUUCAUCAACAGAAAGUGAUCAACUCGUAAAAUCCAGAGUUAGAGAGUAUUUCAACUCACCUAACCCAUUAAAGUUGGUAUCAGAAAUAGAGUAUCCUAAGUUCAGCGAAGAACAGCUUAUUUCUGAUAUUCGAGCACUUAUUUUAAUGUAUAGGGACAAUACUUUCACAGCUAGAGCGGUCGCUAGGAUAUUUCAGGGCAUACCGAGUCCUAACUACCCUGCAGUCGUUUGGGGACGGUGUAAAUUUUGGAGAAGUCAUUUGGAUAAAGAUUUUCACGUUAUUGUUCGAACUGCUACAAAGGAAAUAAUUAAAUUGAGGUAAGAUAGUUCGGUAAAAAAAUGUUUCUAAAGCACGGGAAAAAUUCUUCUUUUUAAAUGUCAGUUUGGAUUUAAUUCCGAACCCUGCGUAGUUAUCACGUCGUUGAUGGCCUAUUUUAGAAACAUUUUUUAUGCAUCAUUCUUUCUUUUAACUUGAUUAUUAAUUUGUAGAUUUUAAUAUUAUUUUUUUUUAAUUAUACUUGCAAAUAUUUUAAUAAAUUAUUAAACAUUUUAGUAA